Acanthaster planci (crown-of-thorns starfish) is the source of this 2751-nucleotide messenger RNA. RefSeq lists its product as uncharacterized. NCBI's taxonomy places the organism in Eukaryota, Metazoa, Echinodermata, Asteroidea, Valvatida, Acanthasteridae. The record is from RefSeq and is a predicted model, not a curated record.
AAUGGAGAUGGCGUCGGCCGCAAGCAGAACGAUACUGCUCCUAGUGGGCGUAAUCUUUGGUCUGAUGCCUCACCCCACAGUGGGGCAUCUCUGCAUAAUAUCCCCUCACCAGCGCGGUCCACUUGAUGUCUCGCACUCUGGAAGUCACACGUGCUUCCGCCAUGGCGCCCCCUGUGGUGGCAUCUCGCCACAACAACCACUCACCACGUACAUCGGAGGCUCCACUAUCUUCGUUACCUUCCAGCAAAACUAUAACCACUACGAAGUGGGAUACCCCGGUUAUAUGGACAUAGCACUUGCCACCAGCAGUUCACCCGAUGCGCACUUUGAAAUUGUCGGUGUCUUUGGCGACGUCAAUGAGCAUGCACAGGACCAUCAGCAGAACUACUCAUUACCCGUUGAUCUUCCUGAUAUUGACUGCUCCAACUGUGUGUUGCGGGGCCGGUAUGUGGCUCACAAGCCUGGUGAGAGGACUUUCUACCAGUGCUCAGACAUAAUCAUCAAAUCCUCUCGGGCGGUGAAGGCCACUGAACUCCAACGGAACCAGGUCUACCGACCACAGGGCCAUACAGAGCCCAUCCGUCCACCGUCGGUCCCCGCUGCCAAAAUUCCUCGAUUUCUGCGAGCGGGACCGUACGCGCCCCUGCUGUACGGUUUUGCCUGGGACCCGGAGAAGUCCGGGAGUGUUUUCGUGACGGUAAACACCGUCACCGGUGAAAAACAGAAGAUUUCACCCAUGUACUUUGGUCUGGGCUCGGGCAUCCAGUAUGGAACCCCAUCGCCAAUGGCACAAUCGAACAAAUACGUCAUGGACCAGAUUGCUUGUUUCGACCGGGAGAUGCCGUAUCUCAACCUGCUGGAACACCGCAACGGAGGUCUUGACGCUGUCCCCAACAAGCUGCUUUGGAUUGACAUGGUGACGAGGGAGAUCGCUGGGGAAUACGAGCUGGAUACGCCUAACCAUUUGCCUAUAAUCAGUCUAGUACCCUACCUCAGGCAGUUGUACCUGGCAGUUCAGAUAAAGGAGAUGUACCCACAGUCAGAGAACUUCACCUUCUUGUAUGGCACUUUGAGUUACAUGGGGCACUUUGAACAGAUCCUCAACACCAGCCAAACGCCCGAGCACGACUACGUGAACUACCUGUGGGCAACGCUCAACUACAAGACCAAGGUACACUACAUGUUGAUCGGCAACGAGAACUCACCGGACGCACUCAAGGCGAAGAUCUACACGCUGAACGUGGCAUCGAAAGAUCUGACAGUUAGACAGCUUGAUGUGAGCGAGUAUACGAUCAGUGCCAUUCAAGUCUACGAGAAAACAGGCGAACUGUUCGCCAUGUCACCGGGUCUGUUUGGGAAGCCCUACCCAGCCUGGACCCUCGUUACGGUGGAUCCCAGCACCGGCGCGAUCAAGAAGAAGUACCCGGUCGCUCCUGCUGGAGUAUUUCAGCAAUACUAUGGCGGGACCGUCUUCAACAUAGACCAAGAUUCCGGCGUCUUGUACUACGUCCUGCGUAUCGCCAACUCAAGGAGUGACGUCAUUGCUUCCGUCUGCCUGGACACCGGUAAAGUGACCUUCUCCAGGCUCACUGACCUGCGAAACAUUUACAACUUAGCCUUCUACAAGAACUGAAAUCACAAUCACAAUGCGUGAAAUUUGGAAAGUUGUGAUUGGCCAACGCGUUGCAAACUCUUGGGGGCGCACUAUUGUGAAUCGCCCGUAUUAAAACUGCAUGUUGGAUACAUGUGUGAUGAUAAGACCCUUAAAGACUAUUAACUCUUUAGUAAAUGGACCAACGAUUUCUAUUUCUAUCGUUAUUGCGGGAUUGUCAUUUGAUUCAAAUAACUAGCAUAUAGAUAUCUUACGUGUAAUUUUGCCAUAGUGCAGUUUAUUCAGUAUAAUAAUAUUCUCUACCUCAAAGCUUCCCACUAAAGGAAAGCUAAGUCGAACUACGGAGCUCUUGACGUGCCGUCCGACUUGCUGACAUCCAGAUAUAUUUUAUCUCAGGGAGAAGACAUACUGCAAGCAUGAAAUCGACAUCCUGUGUUAAUUCAUGACGAAAUUAAGCCUUUUUCAUAUAAUUUGGCACAGGAUAACAACGUCCUUAUUAAAGGAAGUCGACAUUAAGAGAUAACGCGAUCAUGAUAUCUUGAAGUAAGAUGGCAAUUUCCUGAUGAUUAUUUUUUAAGUGGGAUGGCGACAUCCCACUUGCAGGGUGUCAUUAUCCCGUGAUCAUCAUGUCACGAUGUCGUCAACCUGGGGUACAUUAUCUCAGGAUGUCAUUGUAUUUCAGGAUGUUUCCAUCCUGUAAUAAAUCAUCUCAAAACGUCGACUUCUUUCGGGAUGUCUCCAUCCUGUGAUAAAUUAACCCAGGAUGUCGUAAUGCCGUUAUAAAUCAACUUGGGAUGUCAACAUCUCGUCUGUUAUAAUGUUGUCAUCCUGAAAUAAAAUUCAUGUGGGCCUUGUUUGUUUUGCAUAAAAUCUGGAUAACGAUCGGUGAUCCGUCGUUGGUGUUUUUCGGACACAAAAACUCACUUAAUGGUUGGUGCGAACCCACGUUAGGAUCACUGAUCGAGAUUCAGAUCCGUAUGAAACAAACUUGGCCAUAUAUCAGGAUCCCAACACAUUGGAUGGUACUUCCAGAGCUUCGUACAUCGCAAAAACUCUGGUUAUAAAAUCAAAACUUUUUGGUGUUAUCAGAUGACCACUGUACUUUAAUUUUAACUUACUUUAACACCGCUGGUGAUACU